Molecule: messenger RNA, 2910 nt
Organism: Eimeria necatrix
Lineage: Eukaryota; Apicomplexa; Conoidasida; Eucoccidiorida; Eimeriidae
Exons: 2
Coding region: 1-2910 (969 amino acids)
Source: RefSeq, a predicted model, not a curated record
AUGCAAACCCUUGCUUCUCGGAAGCGGCGGCUGCCAUCUAUUGCGAUUCGUAGCAGCCGCCUACUGCAGCAGCAACGCGAGCAGCAGCAGCAGCAGCAGCAGCAACAACAACAACAGCAACAAGUGCAGCAUCAUCAGCUGCUGCAGCAGCAAAAAUGCAGCUACGUAGCAAAAGCUUGUGCUGUUGCGCUGCACGCAACUCAGGGGCAGAAGCCUCCCGAUAGCAGCAGCAACAUCGGUGGCGGCAGCAGCAGCAGCAGCAGCAGCAGCAGCAGCAACAGCAACAGCUGCAGGAUGGGCAGCAGCAGCAACAGCAAGGGCACAAGCAGCAGUAUGCCUACUCGGCUCGUUUACUCCUGCCAUUCGAGUCCAACAAGCACCAGUUUAAGUAGCAGCAGCAGCAGCAACAGCAGCAGCAGCAGCAGCAGCAGCAGAAACAACAGAGGCAGCAGCACUUCUGCACUGCGCCGCCUAGAUGCAGCAGCAGCGGCAGCCCCAACAGCAACAGCAGCAGCAGCAGCUCGUCUGACACGCAGCAGCAGCAGCCUCGCAGUGCCGCCGCGCCUUCUUCGCAGCAGCAGCAGCACCAGCAGCAAAACGAGCAGCAGCAGCAGCACCACCAACAGCUUACAGCCCCUUCUGCCCAGAAAGCAGCAGCAGCAGCAGCAGCAGCAACAGCAGCAGCAGCAGAAGCAGCACUCACAGUGGUUUUCGCAGCGAAGAGAGACACAACUGCAUCGCGAGGCAGCAGCAGGGCCUUCUCAAUGCCGCGCUCGUAGCAGCAGCAGCAGCAGCAGCAGCAGCAGCAGCAGCAGCAACGGAGGCAGCAGCAGCGGCAGCAGCAGCAGCAACAACAAUAAGAAUGGCACACCGGAGGAGCAGCAGCAGCGGGUCGGGGUUGAAGACGCAGCAGCAGCAGCAGCAGCAGGUGCUGAUGCUGCUGCGGAGCCUGCUGCAGGUGCUGCUGCUUAUACCCUCCCCGAGGCCAUCUUUGACAGCCCUGCUGCUGCUGCUGCUGUUGCUGCUGCUGCUGCUGCUGCUGCUGCUGCUGUGUCACCGUGUGUAGCAGCUGGUGGCGUGGCAUCUGUGGCAGCAGCUGACUCUCAGACAGAACCAGCCGCAGCAGCAGCAGCAGCAACAGCAACAGGAAUAACAGCAGCAGCAGCAGCAGCAGCAGCAGUGCCUGAGCAGCAGAAAGAUCUGUCGCAGCAGCACCGCAAUUCUGCUGGAAAUGAAGAAAGCAGCAGCAGCAGCAGCAGCAGCAGCGGCAACCGCAGCAGCGACAGUACCACCAGCAGUGACAACAGCAGCAGCAACAACAGCAGCAGCAACAGCACUAGCAGCAGCACCAACAGCACCAGCAGCAGCAGCAGCAGCAGCAGCAGCAGCUGGCUUGAACAUCUGUGGGGUCGCCAGUGCCGAGGGUCGAGGCGCACAGUGUCGCUGCUAGCUGCUGCAGCAGCACAGCAGCAGCAGGAGCAGCAGCAGCAGGUGGAGCAGCAGCAGCAGCAGCAGCAGCAGCAGCAGCAGCAGCGUCUGCCGCGACUCAGCGAAGACACAAUUGUGGCUGUUCCCUCAAAGAAGCGGAGGAGCUCCGAGUUGUCCGACAUAUACGAGACUUUUGCUGCCCAAGCAGCAGCAGCACACGCAGCAGCAGCAGCAGCAGCAGCAGAAGCGGGAGAAGACACUGCAGGUCUCGCGUCUCUGCGUUGGCUAGAGCAGCAGCGGCAGCAUCAGAAUGGCAGCAGCAGCAGCAGCAGCAGCAGCAGCAGCAGCAGCAAGAGGGCCCGGUCUGCUGCUGCGCAGCUCUGUGUCCGCUUCCGCUGCGCUGUUGCUGCUGCUCGCAGCAGCGCAGCACUGGAGGUGCAGUUUCUGCAGCUGCUGCUGCAGCGGCAGCGAGACGCAGCAGCAGCAACCGCAGCAGCUUGUCGCAGCAGCAGCAGCAGCAGCAGCAGCAUCAGCAGCAGCAGCAGCAGCGCUCUUUCGCAGAAGCACCAUCCUCUGAUUGACGGCAUCCCGAAAGGCAUUGCCUCAUUGUUCCUCCCGUCCCCAGUUGCUGCAGUUGCUGCUGCUGCUGCUGCUGCUGCUGCUGCUGCUGCAGGCUCUGACCAGCUAGCUGCCUCUGCAGCGCUCAGCGAGCAGCAGCAGCAGCAGCAGCAAGACUCGCAGGACUCACUGCCCGACGAGACGACCAACUCUAGCAUGGGCAGCAGCAGCAGCAGCAGCAACAGCAGCAGCAGCAGCAGCAGCAGCAGCAGCAGCAGCAGCGACUUGGUGGCUGUUGAGCUGGCAGCACAAAGCUACCGCCACAAAUGCGGGCUGCUGCUGCCGCAGCAGCUAUUUGUGGGCCCCACAGAGACAGGGGCGGUGGUUAUAGGACGUUUGCUGCUGCCGCCACAGCAGCAGCAGCAGCAGCAAGAACCGCAGCAGCAGCAGCAGCAAGAACCGCAGCAGCAGCAGCAGCAAGAACCGCAGCAGCAGCAGCACCAAGAACCGCAGCAGCAGCAGCACCAAGAACCGCAGCAGCAGCAGCACCAAGAACCGCAGCAGCAGCACCAAGAACCGCAGCAGCAGCAGCGAGAACCGCAGCAGCAGCAGCAAGAAUCGCAGCAGCAGCAGCAGCAGCAGCAAGAGCCGCAGCAGCAGCAGCAGCAAGAGCCGCAGCAGCAGCAGCACGUAGAGCGCAGCGGAGUGCGACUAGUCAUUGGGGAGGAGCUCUGGAGUUUGCUGCUGCCACUUUUCCGCAAAUACGGCUACCAGCAGCAGCAGCAGCAGCAGCAGCAGCAGCAGCAGCAGCAGCAGAAGCAAACAAAUAGGUUCCCGCCGCUGCUCGUCAUUCGCCCGCAGCUGCUGCUUCUGCAGCAUCAGCAGCAGCUGCUGCUGCACGACGGAAUCUUUGGCAUAGUGUGA